Molecule: messenger RNA, 1518 nt
Organism: Penicilliopsis zonata CBS 506.65
Lineage: Eukaryota; Fungi; Ascomycota; Eurotiomycetes; Eurotiales; Aspergillaceae
Exons: 4
Coding region: 1-1518 (505 amino acids)
Molecular function (GO): pectate lyase activity
Source: RefSeq, a predicted model, not a curated record
AUGAAGUACGCUACUGCUUUCCUCGCUGCUGCCGUCGCCCUGGUAGGCCACGCUGCGGCUGCUCCCCAGGGGUUUGGCAACCAGGAAUUCAACGCCGGUGGGAGCAGCGGCCAGUCCUUUGGCGGCUCCAACAACUACGGCAACUCCGGUGAGUCCAGCAGCAGCAGCAGCAGCAGCAACAGCUACGGCGGCUCUGGCAGCUCCGACAGCUCUGGCAGCUACGGAGACUCAGGCAGUUCCGCGGCCUCCAGCGUCGCCGAGGCUGCUGUCCCCGUCACUUCUGCGGCCUCCUAUCCGGCUGCUGCGUCUCAGGCUGCUCCUGAGGCUGCCUCCCAGGCUGCCUCCCAGGCUGCCCCGGAGGCCGAGUCCUAUUCGGCUGCUCAGGUCGCGACUGAGGCUGCCACCGCUGCGUCCUCUUCGGCUGCUGCUGCCAACGCUGGUGUCAGCGUCACCGGCACUGCGCCGGGCUUUGCUGCUUCUGCUACUGGUGGUGGCAGCGCUGCCGCCGUCACUCCUACCACCACCGACGAGCUGGUCUCGUAUCUAGGAGAUGAUGAGGCUCGUGUUAUCGUUCUGACCCAGACUUUCGACUUCACCGAUAGCGAGGGAACCACCACUGGCACCGGCUGUGCCCCCUGGGGUACCGCGACGGGGUGCCAGGAGGCGAUCAACCAGGACGACUGGUGUACCGAUUACGAGCCCGACGCUCCCACUGUCGACGUUGAAUACUACACUGCCGGUGUCCUGGGUAUCACUGUCGGCUCCAACAAGUCGAUCGUCGGCUCCGGUACUUCGGGUGUCAUCAAGGGCAAGGGUCUCCGUAUUGUCAGCGGCGCCGAGAACGUCAUCAUUCAGAACAUUGCCAUCACCGAUAUCAAUGCCAAGUACGUCUGGGGUGGUGAUGCCAUCACCAUCGACGAGUCGGACCUGGUCUGGAUUGACCACGUUACGACUGCCCGCAUUGGUCGUCAGCACAUUGUCCUGGGCACGGAAGCCGACAACCGGGUGACCAUCUCGAACCACUUCUUCGACGGCGAGACGGAUUACUCGGCGACCUGCGACGGUCACACGUACUGGAACGCGUACUUUGACGGCUCGAGCGACCAGAUCACCUUUGUCGACAACUACCUGUACAUGACCUCCGGGCGUGCGCCCAAGGUCGCCGGCAGCACCAUCGUGCACGCCGCCAACAACUACUGGUACGACAACUCUGGCCACGCCUUUGAGACCGACGACGGCGUCUACGUCCUCCUCGAGGGCAACGUGUUCGACAACGUCACCACCAUCGUUGACAGCGACUACAACGACGGCGCCCUCUUCGCCGCCACCUCGGACAACGCCUCGGACUGCGAGGACUACAUCGGCCGCGCCUGUGUCGCCAACUCCUACACCGACUCCGGGUCCACCGAUGACGCCGACACCAGCGUCCUCGAGGAGUUCGAGAGCUACUCCAGCGAUGUCUACGAUGCUGCCGCUGCUAGCACCGACAUUGCCUCCUCCGCCGGCCAGGGUAAUUAA